AUGUCAGCUAUUAAACGAUGGAUCAAAAAGCUGGAGGUGGAAUCAGACCCGGGCUUGACUAACACCCAGUUGAUGUUGACGAACCAUGACUUGCGCCCAGUCGAACCCGACCGCCGUCAGUGGAGGUGGUACAACUUCAUUUUCUUCUGGAUUGCAGACUCAUUGAAUAUUGGGUAUAUUGGAGGACAGUGUAUAACGCUGAUGAUUCGGGCGAUUUGGCCAAGCUAUGAGAGCUUGCCCAAUGGUAUUCCCGAGAGCUCUGGGGUUGACACGAAGAACUUCCUAAGUUUCUUCCUCUUCUGGUUGCUGUCUUUGCCGGCCCUAUGGUUCCCGGUCCAUCAGAUCCGCCACCUAUUUACUGUCAAGUCAAUAUACUCGCCCAUUGCCGCUAUUGCUUUCUUUGCCUGGGCUAUCUCUCGUGCCAACGGACUUGGUCCGAUUGUGCACCAGUCUCACACGGUCCAUGGCAGCACUUUGGCCUGGGCCGUUGUAAAAGCGCUCAUGAGUUGCUUGGGGAAUUUUGCUGCUUUGAUCAUGAACGAUCCAGAUUUCUCUCGCUUUGCACGGAAACCCAAGGAUGCCCUUUGGGCGCAGCUGCUUACCAUUCCCAUUGGUUUCGGCAUCACUUCGUUCAUCGGUAUCAUUGCGUCCUCUUCAUCUGCAGUCAUAUUUGGGGGAGAUGCAAUCUGGAACCCUCUUGAUCUCUUGGGAAGAUUUCUUGAGGGUGCUAGCUCGGCUGAGCGCUUUGGUGUCUUCAUCAUUGCGCUUGGAUUUGCUCUCGCUCAGCUGGGCACCAACAUUUCCGCCAACUCGGUCUCCGCUGGUACGGACAUGACCGCUUUGCUUCCGCGAUACAUCACCAUCAGACGGGGCAGUUACAUUUGCGCUGCAAUUGGCUUAGCCAUGUGUCCGUGGAACCUGGUGUCCGAUUCUAACCAAUUCACAACAUAUCUAUCCGCCUAUUCUAUCUUCCUCUCUGCCAUUGCAGGGGUUAUGAUCUGCGACUACUACGUCGUCCGCAAAGGAUAUUUAAUCGUUAAAGAUCUUUACAGCGGAGAAAAAGACUCCGCAUAUCGCUUCAACUACGGCUUUUCCUGGCAAGCAUAUGCUUCAUACCUUUCAGGGCUUCUCAUCAACAUUGUCGGAUUCGCGGGCGCUGUAGGCCGCGAUGUUCCAGUGGGUGCGCAAUAUAUCUACAAUGUCAACUACCUCUCCGGCUUCAUUGUCUCCUUCGUGAUGUACUUCAUCAUCACCCGUCUCUGCCCAAUAGCCGCCACAAGCGAUACCUGGAACGAAGUCAAUACCGACCUCGAAUUAGAUACAGAGGGACAUGACAUUGACGCGGAAGAUAUCCACACCGGCAAACCGAUUGGUUUCGAAACUUCGGAGCCCCGUGAAGAUUAUAAAGGUGCAAAGGCUGGAUCCGCUAGUGUAUAG
Aspergillus nidulans FGSC A4 is the source of this 1437-nucleotide messenger RNA. RefSeq names its product protein furA. The transcript has 5 exons. Bases 1 to 1437 code for a protein of 478 amino acids. Gene Ontology annotation, cellular component: membrane. Gene Ontology annotation, biological process: transmembrane transport. Lineage: Eukaryota; Fungi; Ascomycota; Eurotiomycetes; Eurotiales; Aspergillaceae. Gene Ontology annotation, molecular function: transmembrane transporter activity. The record is from RefSeq and is a predicted model, not a curated record.